Halichondria panicea is the source of this 2420-nucleotide messenger RNA. RefSeq lists its product as uncharacterized. The record is from RefSeq and is a predicted model, not a curated record. The transcript is spliced from 8 exons. Bases 48 to 2240 code for a protein of 730 amino acids. Lineage: Eukaryota; Metazoa; Porifera; Demospongiae; Suberitida; Halichondriidae.
AUAGUGUCUAGCUAGCUAGCUAUAAUAGCCAGCCAGCCAGCAAGAGAAUGAGUUUCUUACAGGAUUCCAUUGGCAGUAACAAAGCAGAGGAGCUGGAUGACUCUAACAAAGAAGAUGGGAUCAAGCCCAGAGAGUUUUUCUGGGACAACAUUGUUCUGUUUGUGGUCUCUUCAAUCAUUGGACUUGCAGCCAUUGAUGUUGUCACUGAGUUUAUUCGAGGGGGUGAUGUCUCUUGCUUCUCUCCACAAGGUGUGGAGUUGAGUGAAGCACAAGGGGCCUACAUCAACAGCUUCUGUGCCGGGUCCCUACCCUCGGGAGCCUAUAUUCCUGCCUUUAUGGUUAUUCAUGCCGUACUCAUCACCCUGCCACACUAUCUCUGGCUCAAUCACUAUGGCGGAAAUUUCGAUUUCUUCUUCCAAUUGGCCUCGUCUCUGAAACGACUCCGCGAGAAAGGAGAGCAUGUCCACGAGAAUUUAGUGAUUGUGAAUCAACUCGAAACCACGUUCAGUACUUACGGACGCAACGCCAUAUUCACAUUCUAUGUUUUAAAACUAAUAGCCCAGUUGUUUUUCUCUUUGAUUGGUAUUGGUUUUGUUAUCGGUUUUUUCUUUCAAAGCUUCGAUUCGAACUUCAUGUGCCCUAGAGACUUUGACAAUUCUACUGAGGACCAAUUUUGGCCAUUAGAGACAGAUGUUGUGUGUGUGUUUGAGGCAUUGGGACUGUUGCAGACGCUCUGGUGGGCCGAGAUAGCACUCCUUGCUUUUGUAGUGUUAGGUUUAUUCUGGGCUCUCAUCUGGUGUCUAAGUACCCACUCAAGUGAACUGGGAGCCAAGGCAGUUGCUCAAUUCUCAUUCCAAUCCGGCCUAGCCCCCACCUUCUAUGUCCCCUCUGUCCCAGCACCUCGCUGGCUGCGUCGAUGCUUCACCUCACUACCAUGGGUAUCUGGUUCAGGUCCCAGGAUACGGUCAGACCUCGACUUCCUCCUCUUGAAGCUGUAUCGAACAGACAAUGGCCUCGGACAUGUCUUCAGAGAGGUGCAGAUUGAGAAAGAGAUUAAAACACUGGCUGAUGAUGACCAGAGGAGACUGCACCUUCAUUCAUCCAAGCAGGGGAAUCUCAAGGCUGACAAUGCUUAUGAGCGUAAGAAGGACUUGAGGGACAGGCAGCAAGAUGAGCAAGACCUCAAGUGGAAGUUCUCCAAGGUGGCUAUGAAGAAGGGUGUGUAUAGAGACUUCAAAACGUUACCCAGCACCCAGCAACUGGUACUGACUGACACUAUGAGGGGAGCAGUUAUUGGUUUUGGACAGAGAGCUCCUCACAGUAAGAAUGCUGUCUCUAUUUCGUUUGGUGACACUGGUUAUGCUCCAGCCUUGGGCAGAGUUUUUGGUAGAGUAGCCUCGCUGAACUUUAGCCCUGACUUCAAUCCAGAGAGUGAGGAUGAGGUGGUGAAUGUGACGCAGUAUAGGACCUCCAUGGUGUCCCUACUCUUCCCAGAGAAUAUCCUCUCCAGCCCAACCAGCGACUUCAAUAUGUUUGUGGACAAGUUGCGGACCAUCUGGGUACCACCUGGCACCAACCCUAACUUCAGUAGCACCAGCUUUAUCGUUGUGGGACCCAUUCCAAAAGAAAAGGAUUUCAGCAUCACUACUGUUGAUCUCCUCUUUGAACACAUCUACGGAUGUCUGGAACAAGACGCUGUGCUGUUGACUGUCCACCCUCUGGAGAUUGCUGGCAAGAAUGUGAGGGACAGCUUCCUCAGCUACGAGCCUAACAAGCCUCACUUUGUACCUUUGAAGCAAGCUCCACCUAUGGUUACUAGUGAGGAGACUGAGUGGCCUGCUAGAAAGAGUACCCUGGAGGCAACAACGGAAACAUCCUUUGCCAGUGGAGCCACACCCUCUAUUAGUGUAGCCACACCCACCAGUGGUCAAGUAGCCGUGCAGGUUCUUCAACCACAACAGUCUGACAAAUAUGCAAAAUUGUCAAGCCUCCCUCCCCCCCAUAUGGAUGACCAUCCUUAUGAGUUCCCAGUUACUGUGUGGUCCGGUGGAACAGAGGUCAGAGUGCAGUUCUCUACCUAUCGCUACACCAAUAAUCCUUCAGUGAGACGACCCAAAAAGUUUGAGCCGCCCCCAAAGGAAGAGCCCACACCUCUUAAGACCAUGCCCACAUUGGAGGCUAAAAGUGACGAGAAGAAAGAUGUCGUACCUAAAGAGAAGAAUGUGAACUUGCAAGCUUAAGUUUAGAUCUAAUACUAACUUUCGUAGCCAUUAAUCAUUAACUAAACAUUAUCUUUGUAGGUUUAGCUCACAGGCCUACCAUCUAGAGGUAACAAUCUUCCUGACAACCAUAGAGACUGUACAUAUAAACUCUUCCUCAGCUUUCAGAAAAUCAAAAACAGAUUAUAGCCAAGGUCAAAA